AUGGAAAGAAAAGGGAGCUCUUCUCCGGAAACUGGAUCCACAAGCCAUGGCUCAUCAGGAGCUGAGUUUGAUGUGUUCUUGAGUUUUCGAGGACCGGAUACUCAUGCAAACUUCACAGAUUCCCUCCAUCAUGCCUUGCUAGAUGAGGGUAUUCGUGUUUUCAUAGACAAGAAGCGAAUCGACGUUGGUGAAGAGAUUGGCCCAGAGAUUUUCCAGGCCAUCAGUGACUUGAAAAUCUGUAUUCCCAUCUUCUCUAGGGGCUACGCCUCUGGUAUAUGGUGCUUGCACGAGCCGGGACACAUGAUGGAGCGGAGGAAAACCAACGAUCUAAAGCCCUGGGCAGAAGUGCUCAAGGAGGUUGCUAGAGUCGAGGGAUGGGACACAAAGAACCAAGGUCAUGAAGAGCUUGCACAGUUGAUUGCUCGAAAUGUGUUAGUUAAGCUGAAGGGGUCCUAUGUUCAUAUAUCUGAUGAUCUAGUUGGAAUAGACAAAUCAGUACAUGAAGUAGUAGAUUUGCUGAAUGUCAAAUCUGAGGACAUAAGGUUCAUUGAAAUUUGUAGAAUCGGUGGAAUAGGCAAGACAACUCUUGCCAAGGUUGUUUAUCACAAACUAUCUACUAAUAUUGAUAGUUGCGGUUUCAUUUCAAAUAUCCGAGAAGCAUCAAAAGGUUCUUGUUUGUCAAAUUUGAAGAGGCACCUAGUCUUUGAUAUCCUUGGCAACAUAGGAGUUGAACUUUCAAGCAUUGAUCAUGGCAUAAAUAUGAUGAAAGAUAGAUUCAACGGAAAGAAAGUUCUUAUUUUCCUUGAUGAUGUAGAUCAUAGGAGCCAAUUCAUGGCAUUAGCAGCAAAGGCGGAAUGGUUUGGUUUGGGAAGUAGAAUAGUGGUUACAACAAGAGAUAGAAGUGUUUUAAGUGGAUUCCAAGAUCAAUUUGAACAUUGUUUGAUUUAUGAAGCUAAGGAACUCAACAAUCUUGAAGCUCUUCAACUUUUUAGCAAGCAUGCCUUUAGAAGCAACUCUCCUCCAAAUGCAUUGUUCAGUCUAUCUGAGGAAGUUACUGUAAGGAUGUGA
Molecule: messenger RNA, 1068 nt
Organism: Eucalyptus grandis
Lineage: Eukaryota; Viridiplantae; Streptophyta; Magnoliopsida; Myrtales; Myrtaceae
Product: disease resistance protein RUN1-like
Exons: 3
Coding region: 1-1068 (355 amino acids)
Biological process (GO): defense response; signal transduction
Molecular function (GO): ADP binding
Source: RefSeq, a predicted model, not a curated record